Molecule: messenger RNA, 1272 nt
Organism: Plasmopara halstedii
Lineage: Eukaryota; Oomycota; Peronosporomycetes; Peronosporales; Peronosporaceae
Product: trimethylguanosine synthase
Exons: 4
Coding region: 1-1272 (423 amino acids)
Biological process (GO): 7-methylguanosine RNA capping; 7-methylguanosine cap hypermethylation
Cellular component (GO): nucleus
Molecular function (GO): RNA cap trimethylguanosine synthase activity
Source: RefSeq, a predicted model, not a curated record
AUGGAUUUGAAUCAAAAACGCAUAAUGACUCUGCUGAGUGAAGUGCAACUCCGCAGCCGCGAAACGCCAAACAAUCAGCUUAAGAAGAGAAAAAAAAGCAAGAAGAGACGUAGACUGGCGAAUGGUGAUGUGUGUGAAGAUGCAAAAGAAGAAAAUUCCUGCACUGAUCUGUAUAAAGCUGCGCAAAAUCAAUUAAAAGAGGAAAUGGAGGCAGCGGGGAUGGUGGGAACUUUACCUCUCAGUUUUGGUGGCAGUACAAAGCUAAAGACAUCGAAAGAACGAAAGCGAAAAAUUCAAAAAAUUGAACAACUGCACGAGUCUGAAGAAAAUGAAAUGACAACAUAUGCGUCGAAAUGUAAAAAAGUUGACUUUGAAGAGGAGGAGGAAAACAGUGAUGAUAAAAACGUUGUUCAAGUUGCCGAAAAGAAAGCUUCAAUAGUGGUGACCGAAGCUGUCGACGAGGUACGCGUGAUGAAUAUUUCAAAUGAAGAAGUGAUGGAGCAAGUGAUCAAGCAAGUGGAGGUGAUUGAGGGUAGUAUACUAGAAAAUCAGAGUAUACGCGUUUUAAAGCAUGAGAAUUCAACUUCAAACUCAAAAAAUUCCAGGUGUCCAGUUCCAAAGGAUGUCGCCAAGUUUUACGUGCAAAGAGACAUUCUUUUCGAGAAAUUCAACGAUGGUAUUCUGCUUGACCAUGAAAGCUGGUAUUCGGUAACACCUCAAAUUAUCGCAGAACAUAUUGCAAAGCGCCUUGCAUGUGAUGUUGUCAUCGAUCCUUUUUCAGGCUGCGGUGGCAAUAUAAUCCAGUUGGCAAUGACGUGUAAGCAGGUUAUUGCAAUUGACGUUGAUCCAGAAAAAAUUCGCAUGGCGAAACAUAAUGCGACUAUCUAUGGUGUCGCGCACAAAAUCGAGUUCAUUGUUGGCGAUUCCAUCAACCUUCUUGCCAAACUUAAAGCUGAUGUCGUGUUUUUAUCGCCACCAUGGGGAGGGUUGAAGUACAAUCGAAAGCAAUUUAAGUUGGAGAAUAUGCUUGUAAAUGGGCUAACUGGGCAAGAAUUGUUUGCAAAGGCUCGUCUCGUGUCAAAGAAUAUUGCCUACUACCUUCCAAAAGGUACACCUGUGGAAGACUUAGAGGCGCUUACACCUGGUGAAACUGUGGAAUGCGAGAAAAUUUUCCUGAACAAACAGCUCAAGGUCCUUACUGCCUAUUAUGGUGACUUGGCUGGAUCAAUUUCUGACGUCGACGAUGCCUUGCCAAAUGAGGAAACGAAUUAA